AUAGUAACCAUGUCUUUUUAAAUAUAUAUUUCUUUUCUGUCAUAAAUAAUUUUGUUCUGAUCUAAUUGUUAAUAUUCUUACUUUAAUUUCAAUCUAUUUAUAUCAGUAUAUCAGAGAGAGAGAGAGAGAGAGAGAGAGAACACACUUGGAUCCAAACUAUGUGGUCUGCCCUUCACCCUAAGCAAACAGGGCGAAGCAACACACACACACACACACACACACACACACACACACACACACGACGCUGAAUCAUACUGGAUCAGCUAAUGGAAGAGAGAGAGAGAGAGAGAGAGAGAGAGAGAGAGAGAGAGAGAGAGAGAGGAUAUUGAGAAAAAACAGAAAGAAAACAAGAAAUGGAAUAAAACACGGAGAAAGAAAAAAAAGAAGAAAAUGAAGAAAAAACAAAAACUACAACAAAAUACCCAAUCCACCACCACCACCACAAUCAUCACCAUCAUCAUGACAACGUUUCCAUGACAACGAGGACGCGGUAGUUGUAUUUACCAUCAACGAAGAGAGAGAGAGAGAGAGAACCAGCCCACCUCUCCUCAGCUCUCUCUCCCACCUCUUAACGCGGCCAGGUGUUCGUCUGUAUGUGUGUGUGUGUGUUCGUGUGUGUGUGUGUGUUCGUACAGGUGUUCUCCCUCACCUGUGCACCUAAUGAGCCUCGACGCGGUGCAGGAGCUGAGGUGUUACUGCCUGCAGGUCAUCACGAGAAACAUCAAUGAGCACAGUCAGCUGAGUGGCAUGACCCCGCGUGACCUGCAGGACGUGUGUGCCGGCCUCAGCGUUGACCUGCCCCUGCACGUCGCCCUCAGCCUGCCCCUCGAUGACCUGUACUGGCGGAGGAGGACGCAGGCUCACUUCCCGCCCCCCCACGUGUCCCUGACGAGUCGUUUGCGAAAGAAAGGAGGGCGAAGAGAAGGAGGAGAGCGAACGAACGCCCUAGGAGGAAGAGGUGGAGGAGGAGCAGGAGGAGGCAUGAAGACAGGCACCUCCUCCUCCCCCUCUCCUGCUGCUGCCACGGUGCCCUCCCGCCCCCUCCCCCCCACCACGGUGGUGGGUGGGCGGGCCGCGGGUGGGAGGCCGUGGCGGCAGGCGUACGUGGAGGGCCACCUGUCCCGCGUGGUCUGCGCCGCCCAGGACACACGGAGCACCUGGCGGCACCUGGCGGCCCUCCUGCAGGUGUGUGGGAGGGACGUGCGGCGCCUACACCUGCCCUGCCUGGCGCCGCCCCCCACGUCCAGAAGCCUGGAGGAGGGGGAGAACGAGCCGGGCAGCCUGAGUCACCUGGAUCUGUCGGAGGUGCUCACAGCCACGCCCAACAUACAGGAGUUGAGCGUUCGGUACCAGAGCACGCAGGAGGGGUCGGGGCUGGUUUGGGGCGGCGUAGGGGCCUCCAUGCAAGACCUCCUGGCCCUCACCACCGCCCUCACCCCCUCCACCACGCCCCACCUCACGCACCUCAGGAUCCACGAGAGUUGCGUUGACGACACGAGAGCCGAGCGAUUCUUGGCAGCCUUCCGCGCUCACCCCAACCUGGCCUGCCUCGACCUGCGCCACAACCUGCUGACCUGCGCCUCCACGCCCCACCUGGCUGACCUGCUGACCUCCUGCCCCGCCCUCACCUGCCUCAACCUGCACCAUAAUAGCAUAGGCAGUGUUGGGGGCGCCACUCUGGGGGCAGCCUUAGCCAGGAGGCCGCCCGUACCCUUGAAAGCCCUUAUGUUGGACUUGAAUCCCCUGGGCUCGAAGGGCGGGGCGGCGUUGCUCAUAGGGGCGGCGAAGGGCGGGGAGGAGGAGGAGGAGGACGAGGAAGAGGAGGGCAAGGAAGAGAAGAAGAAAGAAGAGGAAGGAGAAGGAGGAGGGUCAGAAGAGAGGAAGGAGAGGAAUGGUAGCAAGGACGAGGAAGAGGAGGCAGGAGCUAAGAGGAAGAAGAGGAGGAGGAAGAGGAGAAGGAGAGGUCUUCGGGUGCUGUCUAUGGCGGGUUGCGGGCUGGGUGACGAGUGUUGGGGGCCGCUGACGGAGGCACUGAAAUCGGCCCUCACCUACGUCUGUCUGGCCGCCAACAACUUCACGCAGGAUCCUCCCGAAGAAGUAAUUGAUAUUGUGGAAGGAGGAGGAGGAGGAGGAAGAAGAGGAGGAGGAGGAGGAGGAGGAGGAAACACCACCAACACCCAAAGACCAAAAGAAACCAGAAAAAACACCGAACUCGCAGACGAAGACGAAGACGAAGAACGAGGACACGAGUGCCCGCGCCUGCUUCUCACCAACCUCCAGGGCAGCACGUACCUCCUGGGGCGUGUGAGGGGCGGCAGGACGCUCGCCCCGCCCCUGCACAGCCUCCGGGAAGCGCUGAGGGCCCCGGUCACCCCUGCAGCGGCGCGGGAGGACCUGCAACACUACCCCCCCCUGCAUGGCGUGUGUCUAAGGGAACAAGAUUUCACGCUAGAAGAGGAACUGACGGGGAUGUGUCUGUUCACGAAGGAGGCGAGGCAGGUGCUGAAGGCAUAGUAUUAUAGAUAGAUAGUUAGAUAGAUAGAUAAACAUUGAUGGAUGAAAAUAGAGAUAGAGAGAAAAGACAUAAGAAUAGGAUCGAAAAUGGGAUAAAUAAAUAGAUAGAUAAGAGAUAAUAGGCAGACAGAUAGACAGAUAGUCAUUAAUUCUUCCCAAGAUAUGACAGAAAUAGGUUAUUGUUUUAAGAAGGUACGAAGAAGGCGAGGUAGGUUCUGAUGUUGUAAAUAAAUAGAUAGAUAGAUAGAUAAAUAGACAUAGAUAGAUAGACAGAUAGAUAUGUAGAUAGAUAGAUAGACAGACAGAUAGAUAGACAAAUAGAUCAGUCUGCCAAGCGUGAGAAAAAUGUAAUAAUUAUCCUUCAUCUGCAACGCCGAAUGAACGACAUAGAAAGGAAAAAGAAGAAAUAAUACUCUAAUAAAACGCAUAUCACGGA
Molecule: messenger RNA, 2950 nt
Organism: Eriocheir sinensis (Chinese mitten crab)
Lineage: Eukaryota; Metazoa; Arthropoda; Malacostraca; Decapoda; Varunidae
Exons: 9
Coding region: 661-2514 (617 amino acids)
Source: RefSeq, a predicted model, not a curated record